Messenger RNA from Naumovozyma castellii, 2043 nucleotides. RefSeq names its product succinate dehydrogenase flavoprotein subunit SDH1 (gene SDH1). The transcript has a single exon. The coding region runs from base 1 to 2043 and encodes 680 amino acids. The record is from RefSeq and is a predicted model, not a curated record. NCBI's taxonomy places the organism in Eukaryota, Fungi, Ascomycota, Saccharomycetes, Saccharomycetales, Saccharomycetaceae.
AUGCUUUACCGCUUCUCCGCGCUUUCGGUCUUUAUGGACUAUCUGGUAUAUAUACACACAUACAAGCACAUACCCUACUGGCAACCACAACGACUCGAUUCCACCAUUCAAUCAAUACUCGCAACUAGUCCAAUCAUGCUAUCACUCAAGAACAGGGUCUCGUCUCGACUCCCCGCCUGGGUCGCUCAGACCUCCAGGAGAACACUCGCCUCCGCAGCAUCUGCUACAGAAUUCAAGUCCCCCUUCGGCAAGGACUACAACAUCAUCGAUCAUGAAUACGACUGUGUCGUCGUCGGUGCUGGUGGUGCUGGGCUUCGUGCCACUUUUGGGCUGGCUGAAGCAGGUUUCAAAACCGCUUGUAUCUCCAAAUUGUUCCCCACUAGAUCUCAUACGGUCGCCGCCCAGGGGGGGAUCAAUGCUGCCUUGGGGAAUAUGCAUCCAGAUGACUGGAAAUGGCACAUGUAUGACACCGUCAAGGGCUCCGACUGGCUCGGAGACCAGGAUUCAAUCCAUUACAUGACGAGAGAGGCUCCAAACUCCAUUAUCGAGUUGGAACACUAUGGGAUGCCCUUCUCGAGAACAGAGGAAGGGAAGAUCUACCAACGUGCGUUUGGGGGUCAAACUAAGGAAUACGGGAAGGGAGAACAGGCCUAUAGAACCUGUGCCGUCGCUGAUAGAACGGGACAUGCCAUGUUACAUACUUUGUACGGGCAGGCUUUAAGACACGAUACUCAUUUCUUUAUUGAGUUUUUUGCCCUAGAUUUGUUGACUCACGACGGGGAAGUCGUUGGUGUUAUUGCUUAUAACCAAGAGGAUGGGACCAUUCAUAGAUUUAGAGCUCAUAGGACCGUCAUGGCCACGGGUGGAUAUGGGAGAGCUUAUUUCUCAUGUACUUCAGCUCAUACUUGUACUGGGGAUGGUAAUGCCAUGGUUUCACGUGCUGGAUUCCCCUUACAAGAUUUGGAAUUUGUUCAAUUUCAUCCAUCAGGGAUUUAUGGAUCAGGUUGUUUGAUUACCGAGGGUGCUCGUGGUGAAGGUGGGUUUUUAGUUAACUCUGAAGGUGAAAGAUUUAUGGAACGUUAUGCCCCCACAGCAAAGGAUCUGGCAUGUAGAGAUGUCGUUUCAAGAGCCAUCACCAUGGAAAUUAGAGCAGGAAGAGGUGUUGGACCAGAAAAGGAUCACAUGUUUUUACAAUUGAGCCAUUUACCACCUUCCGUCUUGCAAGAGAGAUUACCAGGUAUCUCUGAAACUGCAGCCAUCUUUGCAGGUGUCGAUGUUACCAAGGAACCAAUUCCAAUCUUACCAACCGUUCAUUAUAACAUGGGUGGUAUCCCCACCAAAUGGACAGGGGAAGCAUUAACCAUAGAUGAAGAAACUGGUGAAGAUAAAGUUAUUCCAGGGUUAAUGGCAUGUGGUGAAGCAGCUUGUGUUUCAGUGCAUGGUGCUAAUAGAUUAGGUGCUAACUCACUAUUAGAUUUAGUUGUCUUUGGACGUGCUGUCGCUCAUACCGUCGCUGAUACUUUACAACCAAAUACUCCACAUAAACCUGUCCCUAUGGAUAUCGGUAAGGAAUCCAUCGCCAAUUUAGACAAGAUUAGAAACGCUAAUGGAUCCAGAUCUACUCACGAAAUCAGUAUGAAGAUGAAAAAGACAAUGCAAAAGGAUGUCUCUGUGUUUAGAACUCAAGAGAGUUUGGAUGAAGGUGUCAGUAACAUUACUGCUGUGGAUAAUUCAUUCAAGGAUGUCAAGAUCUCAGAUAGAUCCAUGAUUUGGAACUCUGAUUUGGUGGAAACUUUAGAAUUACAAAACUUGUUGACUUGUGCCACUCAAACUGCUGUCUCUGCUGCCAAUAGAAAGGAAUCUCGUGGUGCUCAUGCAAGAGAAGAUUAUCCAAAUAGAGAUGAUGAAAACUGGAUGAAACACACGUUGUCAUGGCAAAAGGACACUGGUGCUCCAGUGGAAUUGAAAUACAGAAAUGUCAUUUCUCAUACUUUAGAUGAAAAGGAAUGUCCCUCUGUACCACCAACCGUCAGAUCUUACUAG